This is a messenger RNA of Erigeron canadensis, 1669 nucleotides long. Its product is annotated as pollen receptor-like kinase 3. Gene Ontology annotation, molecular function: protein binding; ATP binding; protein kinase activity. The transcript is spliced from 2 exons. The record is from RefSeq and is a predicted model, not a curated record. Lineage: Eukaryota; Viridiplantae; Streptophyta; Magnoliopsida; Asterales; Asteraceae. The coding region runs from base 20 to 1669 and encodes 549 amino acids. Gene Ontology annotation, biological process: protein phosphorylation.
CAAUAUCAACCUGGCCAGCAUGGGCCUUCAAGGAACACCCAACGUGGCUGCCUUUGCCCCUCUUGAAUAUCUGGAAUCCAUCAGCCUCCAAAACAACUCUCUUGUGGGUCCCAUACCGGCUUUCAAUCUUGUCCCCAGUCUGAAAGCUAUCUACGCUUCCAAGAAUCAGUUUACGGGGGUCAUCCCCCCUGACUACUUCCAACCCUUGGGGUCUUUGAAAAGGAUCUGGCUAUCCGAUAACAAAUUCUCCGGCCCCAUCCCCAAGUCGCUACAGGACUUGACGUAUCUCAGGGAGCUUCAUUUAGAGAACAACGAAUUCUCCGGUCCCAUCCCCGACUUUUCGGAAUCAGUAGAUGCGUUGAAUGCCCUUGACCUCUCCAACAACAAACUGGAAGGUCCGAUUCCAAGGCCUUUAAACAGGUUCGACAAGGAAGCCUUUGACAACAACCCUGACCUAUGCGGCCCAAAGGCCUCCAAAGACUGCCCGGCCACUUCCCAACCAGUUUUGGCCAAGAAACUGUUGAUCGCGGCUAUAGUCGUGGCCUUUCUGUUACUCGUCAUGUCCUUGAAAGAUAAAAGAAAAGAAGAAAACAUGAGGAUCUUACGUAAACAAAAUAAUUAUGAUCACGAAGCAGCUGCUAACACUGUGGUUACCAUCCCAAGCAGCAGCAUCAAUAAUAGUUCAAGGAAGAGCAGUAGUAGAAAAGGCGGUUAUAGCAGCCUGCAGAUGGUGAAAAGCAAGAGCAAGGUUAAAUCCGGGCCGGUGGGUGAGCUUGUGAUGGUGAAUCAAGCAGUAGAAAAAGGCAUUCAUUUCAAGUCAGAGGAUUUGAUGAAGGCUUCAGCGGAGGUGCUAGGGAAUGGGGCAUUAGGAUCCGCUUAUAAGGCGAUGUUGGAGAACGGAGGAGGAGUGUCGUCGGUUGUACUCAAAAAAAUCAAACACAUGAACACGAUGAGUAAAGAUGUGUUUGACGCAGAGAUGAGGAAGCUAGGGAGGUUGAAGCACCACAACAUAUUGACCCCCUUGGCAUAUCAUUUCCGGAAAGAAGACAAGUUUCUAGUUUAUGAAUAUGUCCCCAAUGGCAGCCUGCACAAUCUUUUGCACGGUGCGAUUAAGCAGUCUGAGUUAAGCUGGCCCAACCGAUUAAAGAUGAUAAAAGGAGUUGCUAGAGGAAUGGGGUAUCUUCAUUCAGAGCUUGCUUCGUAUGAUUUGCCCCAUGGAAAUCUCAAGUCAUGCAAUGUACUCAUGGGACCAAACUAUGAACCGCUUCUAUCUGAUUAUGCGCUUCACCCCUUGAUCAAUGCCACACUCGCGGCCCAAUCCAUGUUUGCGUAUAGAUCUCCUGAAGCCAUGCACCGCCAACAAGUUUCCCAUAAAAGCGACGUGUAUUGCCUUGGAAUCGUGAUUCUUGAAAUGGUUACGGGGAAAUAUCCAUCUCAGUAUCUAAUGAUUCAUAACAACAACCAAAAAGGUGAGAGCGGGACGGAUGUGGUUCAGUGGGUGCGAUCGGCUCUUGAUGAAAAGAGGGAAGGGGAGCUGAUUGAUCCAGAUUUGCUUACCCAUGUGGGCCAAAUACAGAAGCUUCUUCACAUUGGAGCUGCUUGUACCGAAACCGAGGUUGAUACAAGAAUCGACAUAAAGGAAGCAUUAAAAAGGAUAGAGGAUAUAUGA